UUGAUUCUUUAUUAAACCUUUGUAGGAUACUCCAUUUCAACAAGUUAUGCAACAAUGGCAACAAAACAUGUAAUAUUACCACGAUUUCUAAGCAACGAACGCAUAAAAUCACUGUUAUCAUCUUGCAAAACCAUGCAACAAGCUCAUCAAAUCUACGCUCACAUCAUCGUAACCGGUCGCCACAACAAUCUCCAUCUCUCUACAACCCUCUUCACCUUCUACGCUUCUUCAUCUUCCUCACAAUCCUUACACCAUUCUCACACUCUCUUCACCCAAAUCACCAACCCAGAUAUCUUCCUAUGGAAUGCCAUUAUCAAAGCAUACUCACAAAUCCAUUCUCCACCUCAACAUCCUUUUUCCCUCUUCAAAACGAUGCUAAAUUCUUCAGUUUUGCCUGAUUCAUUCACUUUUCCUUUUUUAUUAAAAGCAUGUGCUAAUGUGCUGAUUAGUGCUCCCCAGUUUGGUUUUCAGGUUCAUUGUCAUGUUUUGAGAAAUGGGUUUGGUUCUGAUGUUUUUGUUAAUAAUGCUCUUUUGAAUUUUUAUUGUGGUUUUGGGGAUGUUGUUAAUGCGUAUAAGGUGUUUGACGAAAGUUUUGUUAGAGAUUGUGUUUCGUUUAAUACAAUGAUUAAUGGGUUUGCGCGGAAGGGUGAUGUAAGUGGUUGUUUUCGGGUUUUUGGAGAGAUGAGGGGGGUUUGUGUUCGGCCGGAUGAGUAUACUUUUGUUGCUUUGCUGUCAGGUUGUUCGGUUUUGGAGGAUUAUAGGAUUGGGAGGCAAGUGCAUGGGUUGGUUUAUAGGGAAUUGGGUUGUUUUGGGGGUAAUGUUUUAUUGGUGAAUAAGCUUGUUGAUAUGUAUGCGAAAUGUGGGAGGUUGGUUAUGGCUGAGACGGUUUUGAGUGUAGUGAAACCUGGGAAGAGUGUGGUUGCGGCUUGGACUUCUUUGGUGAGUGCGUAUGCCCUGCGAGGAGAAGUUAAGGUUGCUAGAAGGUUGUUUGACCAAAUGGGUGAAAGAGAUGUCGUUUCUUGGACUGCCAUGAUUAGUGGUUACUCUCAUGCUGGAUGUUUUCAAGAAGCAUUGGAAUUGUUUGUGAAAUUGGAAGGUUUGGGGAUGAAACCGGAUGAGGUUGCUGUGGUUGCUGCUCUUUCAGCGUGCGCACGGCUAGGCGCCCUUGAGUUGGGUAGAAGGAUUCACCGUCAAUAUGCUGGUGAGAAUUGGACUUGUAGUAUAAAUAGAGGGUUCACUUCUGCUGUUGUUGAUAUGUAUGCCAAAUGCGGAAGCAUUGACAUAGCUUUGGAUGUGUUCCGUAAAACAAGUGAUGAUAAGAAAACAACUUUUUUGUAUAAUUCCAUUAUCUCUGGUCUUGCUCAUCAUGGCCGUGGUGAAUAUGCUAAAAAUUUAUUUGAAGAAAUGGGGUUAUUAGGAUUGAAACCGGACAAUAUCACAUUUGUAGCAGUUUUAAGUGCUUGUGGACAUUGUGGUUUGGUUGAUUUUGGCAAGAAACUGUUUGAAUCCAUGUUUACUGUCUAUGGUGUUAGCCCUGAAAUGGAACAUUAUGGUUGUAUGGUUGACCUUCUUGGAAGGGCCGGUCAUCUAGACGAAGCGCAUCGUUUAAUUCUUAAGAUGCCAUUUAAGGCCAAUGCUGUCAUUUGGAGAGCACUGUUAAGUGCAUGUAAAGUACAUGGAGAUGUUGCGUUGGCUAGAGUUGCCAGCUAUGAGCUUGUUGAGUUGCAGCAUGACCAUGGUGCCGGUUAUGUGAUGCUAUCUAACAUGCUAUCAGACACGGAUCAGCAUGAUGAAGCUGCAAGUUUGAGAAAAGCUAUAGACAAUGUUGGCAUACAGAAGCCACCCGGUUGGAGCUAUGUGGAAAUGAAUCGAAGUCUUCACAAGUUUUUGGCAGGUGAUAAGUCUCACCCAGAAGCUAAAACCACAGAGCUGAUGCUUAGGGACAUUAACAUAUGAAUGAAAUAUAUGGGCCAUGUUAAUUAGUGCAUCAAAUCUGGUGUUUGAUAUAGACUAAUUCCAGAGAGUUUGGUUGGAAGCUUCUUGCUUUGAAGACAUUGGUCUAUCAUUGGUAUAUUGGAUAAAAUCGAAUAAGCUCUGACUAAUAAAAAGAAGAUUGUGACAUAUGAUUCGCUCUGAUCUUCCUAUGUGACUAUUGAUCCAAUAUAAAGACAUUCUUGAUUUUUCUGAAAACUCAGGGUCUUGGUGUGGAAAUUCAGGGUCAGGACACAUUAAUUGAAAAAAUGGUUGGCGAUAUAACCUUUCCAUUGGCUGUUCCUUCCAUGGAAAACCAUUACAACACUUUAUUUAGUGAUCCUGAUUUUGAGACAUGAGACAAAGAGUUUAGUCAUUUGGAACCACCAAUUGAUUUGUCCAUCGAGCAUAAGAACCGGGUUGUGUCAGAAGGCGUGUUCUUGUUUUAACAUUUGCUAGUCCCACAUUUGUAUGCUACCGUGCUUGCUGCAGUUCUCUUUCAGUAAACUGUGUAAUGAAACGAUAGAGCAAGAAAGUUAAAGAAUAAUUUCUCUCUUUACUAUACAUCUUAUGGACAUUUUCCUUCUGUUAACUUUGGACAAUUCAUAGAUAAGUCUGGUUGGUUGAUUCUUAGAACACGUCUCUUGAUUUCAAAUAAAGAUGAUUCUUAGGAGAACAAAGUGUAUACCGAAUCAGAACCUAUUGUUGAUAUGCCAUUAGGUGCCCAUCCAUCUAAAGAAAACAGUGCCAUGGAAUUUAUUGGGAACUCAGUGACAUCCAAUCAAAUUGGAUCUGCCUUUUCGGGAGAUGGAAGAAAUAAGCAAAGCCAGAAGCCCUAUAGCUGAAAAAGAUGCAGAAGAAAGUCUUUCAGGACUCAACAAGCUUGACUACAACUGUGGAUCCCAGGUUAUUGAUCUUCUUCAAACCUCCUCUGUAGUUGAAAGGAAUAAGAAAAAGAUUAUAAAAUAAAUAAUGCAAUCAUUAUUCACUACAAGAAAAUAGACAAAUAUUUGGUUGGUCCUAUGAGGUGCAUCAAACACAUGAUUGCUUGAAAACAGUCUCAAGAAGACACACAUGUCCUUAACGUUGGGAGCUCUCUAACGAACCACUGGGUGUCCGAAUUUGGUUGUCUAAUUAGAGAUACCAUAGGAUAUUUUAAGAGAGUAAUGCUAGCAGUACUCUCUUUUGAACACUCGCCUAAUACUCAUUCUUUUAUUGGUUUAAAUCAUUAUGGGUCUAUACUUUGAAAAUUGAACUCACACAAAGUGGUGGGACAUACAUUGAUUUCAUCGAAUAAAAAAGUGAGCGCUAGAGAGAGUGUUGAAAAGUGAGUGUUGUUAGCAUUCUUCGAAAAAUAUUGGCUUCUCAAACAACUUGCAUGUUGAUAUUGUAGCCUUGUGUAACAUCAUCUGCUACACUGAUUCUUGUCAAACUUGGUGCUAAAUCCAGUAGCGAGUUAGAGGUUAUGACUGAUCCCCUAGAGGAGCAUUGUUUGUUUCUCCUGGGAUACGACUUAGGGGUUGCCACUCUGCGUAGUUAGCUUUUUUUCUUUUUCUCGGUCUUUUUUCGUUUCCCUUUUGUUGUUGUUCAAGCUAAUAUAAAUUAUAUAGUAUAUGAUCAAAUAUGUAUACAAUGUUUCGUAAA
Molecule: messenger RNA, 3615 nt
Organism: Medicago truncatula (barrel medic)
Lineage: Eukaryota; Viridiplantae; Streptophyta; Magnoliopsida; Fabales; Fabaceae
Product: pentatricopeptide repeat-containing protein At2g22410, mitochondrial
Exons: 4
Coding region: 55-1956 (633 amino acids)
Biological process (GO): RNA modification
Molecular function (GO): protein binding; RNA binding
Source: RefSeq, a predicted model, not a curated record